This is a messenger RNA of Thalassophryne amazonica, 1825 nucleotides long. RefSeq names its product RNA-binding Raly-like protein. Gene Ontology annotation, molecular function: RNA binding. The coding region runs from base 283 to 1038 and encodes 251 amino acids. The transcript is spliced from 9 exons. The record is from RefSeq and is a predicted model, not a curated record. Gene Ontology annotation, cellular component: nucleus. Lineage: Eukaryota; Metazoa; Chordata; Actinopteri; Batrachoidiformes; Batrachoididae.
ACCCUCGGUCACGUGACACAGCCACCGGCAGCGGCAGAGAGAGCGCAGAAGGGACGCAGAGGCUCGGCACAGCAGCAAAACCUCCGCCUCCUCUCUUUUUAACUCAAAUCUUUUACUCCCACUCGCAGGCUGCGCUGCAGGAAUAGGAUGACCGGAAGACCCAGACGAGCAACGUGAACCAACAAGAAUGACCCACGUUCCCUCAACUCCCGCGUCUUCAAAUCGGCAACCUCAACACAGCCGUGGUAACCAAAGCCGACAUCGAGGCCAUCUUUGCCAAAUAUGGCAAGAUCGUGGGUUGCUCUGUCCACAAGGGCUAUGCAUUUGUCCAAUACGUCAGCGAGAAGGAAUGCCCGGGGAGCCGUCGCUGGAGAAAAUGCCAGGGUGAUUGCCGGACAGAGGUCGCUAGAUAUCAACAUGGCAGGAGAGCCGAAACCUUAUAGACCUAAAAUGGGCUCCAAGAGGCCGCUCUCAACCAUCUACAGUGGCUAUGAAUUUGAUUAUGACUACUACAGAGACGAUUUCUACAGCCGACUCUUUGAGUACCACGGUCGUGUUGUGCCCCCGACCCGAGCUGUGAUCCCAAUCAAACGUUCGCGGCUUGUAGUUCCAUCCACUCGCAGAGCCAAGUCCUCUUUUCCAGUCAGGGCUUGUUCUUCCUCUUCUUCCUCCUCUUCUUCCUCUUCCCGAGUGUUCAAUGUUGGCUCUUCCAUCACGGGCCCUAAACUGAAGACAGACCAGCUCCUAACAAUCAAGAAGGAGCUAUCACAGAUCAAGAAUAAGGUCGAUUCGCUGCUCGGAAGGCUGGAGAAAAUUGAGAGGCAACAUCGUUCUGAUGCUGAAAUGCAGAGGAAACAAGAGGAAGUGUGUGAGUGUCUCCAUGGUGACAUGGCAGACCACUCUGGAAGAGAGGAAGCGGAGCGGACGGUCGAGGUGGAGGCGGGGGAGAUGACGGACGGCGGAGAAGACGACUUUGAAUAUGAAGGUACCAGCGACAUGGUGAGCAGGCCAAAUAGAGAACCAUAUAUCGGACAUUGACAACUGAAUAAGUUUAGAAAAAGAAACUUACACAACACUGGGAGAGCAGAUACCAGCUAAACCUUUUCAGUGAAGAAGGUGGAUUUGGAACUCAAGAAAAGCAAAGUGGGAAAUGACUGACAGCGGAUGGAAGAGUUCCCCCAAAUAUGUUUGUGCUUGUUUGCCUCAUUAAAAUGUGACACUACUGAUGUGUGCUUCAUCAAACUGCUGGUUAUGAAUAUUCUCCAGACUACUGCAGCAUCAGCUGCAAAGAACAAUCAGUUGUUCUCCAAACUGAUUGCCUUUCUGAAAAAUAAGGACAAUAUAUUGUGUGCUUGUUAAAUUAUGGUCUGUAUUGUGCAUAAAUGAUGCGAGCAAUCAGAUAAACCAUGAAAUGCCCUCUUUUGUUGUACUGCAAAUGUGUAUUUAUUCUGUUUGUGUGCAUUGAAAAGUGAUGAGCUCGGAUACUGGUCGCCAAACGUGACUGUAAGAGGAACACAUUUCUUUGACACUUGAUAAUUAUGUGAUUUGCUUUGUUUGUAUGUUCUGCUGGAAUGUGCGGCAGAUAAUUUAUUCACAGGCAAUCUUCACGAUGUCUCCACACUGUAUCGUAUGUAUUUUAUUUGUUAUACAUGACAAAAACAUUCUAAAUCCUGUUUGAUUUCUGGUUAUGGUAAUAACAAAAUGUCUAUUUUUUAUGAACAGCAUGUUUGAAACGUGGCUAUGAUGUAUCAUUUGUAUUCAUUGCAUUUGUUGUACAGCUCUGGAUGAAAACAUUUUUUUGAAAUACAACUGCUGCUCCAAAAAU